Molecule: messenger RNA, 3848 nt
Organism: Cryptomeria japonica (Japanese cedar)
Lineage: Eukaryota; Viridiplantae; Streptophyta; Pinopsida; Cupressales; Cupressaceae
Product: phospholipase D zeta 1
Exons: 20
Coding region: 356-3739 (1127 amino acids)
Biological process (GO): intracellular signal transduction; phospholipid catabolic process; phosphatidic acid biosynthetic process
Cellular component (GO): plasma membrane
Molecular function (GO): D-type glycerophospholipase activity
Source: RefSeq, a predicted model, not a curated record
UAUAUAACCACACAAACUUCAAACUCGCAGCCACUUUUGAAAACGUUCGAUACACAGAGGUCGCGUGGUCGAUCUUUGUUAUCUUCGCCUUCGUCGAAAGGCGAAGAUAUAUAACUUUUGAGUCUUUUUAUUAGCUACGUCACAUAGAAUUUGAUUUUUUUUCCUGUCGGCGUGUUCUUGAAGGCAGCCGGAAGCGGAAAAUUUCAAUAAAUUGAAGGCACAAGCAGAAUUUCUGUAUGAAUUUAAGAGGAAUUUGUAUGUAAAGUUGAGGCAAAGGAGGAAUCUGCAGGCACUUUUAAGGGAUCUGCAAGCCAUUGCCAGGCCUGUCUGAAAAUCUGUUUUUUAGUUUGAUUUGAUGGCGAAAUCAAAGGGAAUUUCUGAGCAAUACGGAGGCGUCUCGAGUCCUCAGUAUGUUCGGAUGCAGGGCGAACCUCCUUUGGCUGCUUCGGGUAGUUUUCACAGGGCAGACCAGGAGCGGAUCCGGAUUUUUGAGGAAUUGCCCCGCGCUACGGUGGUUGACGUCUCUCGCCCCGUAUCAAAUGACAUUAGCCAGAUUCAGAUUCAGCUCGUCUACUUCAUUCAAAUUGAGUACAAGGAGUUUAAAUGGCAGCUUGUAAAGAAAGCCUCCCAAGUUUUAUAUUUGCAUUUUGCUCUGAAGAAACGUGCAAUUAUUGAGGAGCUUCACGAGAAACAAGAGCAGGCUAAAGAAUGGCUCCAAAGCAUUGGAAUUGGAGAGCACACAACUGAAGAGGUUGAAGGGCAUGAUGAAGAUGAGAACGAUGAAGAUCUAGUAUACUCACACCAGGAGGAAAGCCAUACAAACAAAAGCAGAGAUGUUCCUUCGAGUGCUGCAUUGCCAGUCAUUCGCCCGGCAUUGGGACGCUUGGAGUCUAUUGCAGAUAAAUCUAAGUCAGCAAUGCAAGGAUACCUCAAUCAUUUUCUGGACAAUCUGGAUAUUGUAAAUUCUAAGGAGGUGUGCAAGUUCUUAGAAGUUUCCAAACUUUCCUUUCUACCAGAGUAUGGGCCUAAGUUGAAGGAGGAGUUUGUUAUGGUCAGGCAUCUGCCAAAGAUACAUGCAGAAGAGGAGAGGACACGAUGUGGGUGUUGUUGGUGGCUUUGUUGCUGUUGUAAUGAAAACUGGCAGAAGGUGUGGGCUGUGCUAAAACCUGGGUUCCUUGCACUUUUGGCAGAUCCCUUUGAUCCUACUCUGUUGGAUAUCAUUGUCUUUGAUAUUCUUUCUCCUUCAGAUGGAAAUGGAGAUGGUCAAAUAUGUCUAGCAAAACUGUCAAAGGAACGUAAUCCUUUGCGUUAUGGAUUCACGGUGACAUGUGGGAACAGGACUGUGAAGAUAAGGACAAAGGGAGCUAGCAGAGCACGAGAUUGGGUUGUAGCAAUUAAUGAUGCUGGGUUACGGCCUCCUGAAGGGUGGUGUCACCCUCAUCGCUUUGGAUCUUUUGCCCCCCCAAGAGGUUUGACUCCUGAUGGCAGUGAAGUUCAGUGGUUUAUUGAUGGAAAAGUUGCCUUUGAAGCUAUUGCUUCAGCUAUUGAAGACGCAAAAUCAGAGAUAUUCAUAACAGGUUGGUGGAUAUGUCCAGAGCUGUAUUUGCGCCGUCCAUAUGAUGACAAUGCAUCAUCUCGUCUGGAUGCUUUGCUGGAAGCUAAAGCAAAGGAAGGAGUACAGAUAUACAUACUGAUGUACAAGGAAGUUGCUCUUGCAUUAAAGAUUAACAGUGUCUAUAGCAAACGCCGUCUUCUCAGCAUCCACGAGAAUGUGAAGGUGCUACGUUACCCUGAUCAUUUCUCAUCUGGUGUCUAUUUCUGGUCCCACCAUGAGAAGAUAGUGAUUGUUGACUAUCACGUCUGUUUUCUAGGAGGUCUUGAUUUAUGUUUUGGCCGAUAUGACACCCCUGAUCAUACGGUGGCUGAUUUUCCUUCUACUAUAUGGCCUGGAAAAGACUACUAUAAUCCUAGGGAAUCAGAACCUAACUCAUGGGAAGAAACAAUGAAGGAUGAGUUAGAUCGUCAGAAACUUCCCCGCAUGCCCUGGCAUGAUGUGAACUGUGCACUAUGGGGCCCACCAUGCCGUGAUGUAGCAAGACACUUUGUUCAGCGCUGGAACCAUGCAAAGAGAAACAAGGCACCGUAUGAGCAAUCCAUUCCACUGCUUAUGCCUCACCAUUUCAUGGUUAUUCCACACUAUUUGAAGGCGGAUGAGAAAACGGAAAUACUGAGGGAACAUCAGGAAGAAUUGCAGAUAGAGAUCAAGAAACAAACAUCUCUUUCUGCAGAUUCAUCAUUCCAAGAUAUUCCAUUGCUUCUUUCCAAAGCUGAUGACGAACAUGAUAGGCCUGGAUGUCACCUAACUUUGAAUGGACUAGACAAGAUCAAUGCUCAAGCAGAUCAUUCCAGAAGAAGUGGAGAUGUUCUACCUUUUCUAUAUUCAAAAUCAAAUGGUGAAACUUUCUCCCUUGACACGCAGAUGACAGGUUUUGUAGAUGAUCAAGAUUUAGAACAUCCUCAGCAUAGAAAACCUCAAAGUAGGAUAACAGGAUUGAAAGAGAGUCUAUCUGAUAAAGCAUGGUGGGAGAUGCAAGAGAGGGAUGGACAGUUAUCCAGUGAAGAUGAAGUUGGUCAAGUUGGACCUCGCACUCCUUGCCGUUGCCAGGUGUUGCGAAGUGUUGGUCAGUGGUCAGCAGGCACAAGCCAACUUGAGGAAACUAGUAUUCAUGCAGCGUAUAUUUCCCUUAUUGAAAAAGCAGAGCAUUUCAUAUAUAUAGAGAAUCAAUUUUUUAUUUCAGGUCUUGAAGGAGAUGAUAUUAUUCUAAACCGCCUAUCACAAGCCAUAUAUGAUCGUAUUAUUCGAGCCCGUAAUGAGAAAAAAUGCUUUAGAGUUAUUGUGCUGAUACCGUUAUUGCCUGGUUUCCAGGGAGGUGUAGAUGAUAGUGGUGCUGCAUCAGUUAGAGCCAUAAUGCACUGGCAGUAUCGGACAAUAUGUAGAGGAAAAAAUUCAUUAUUAGAGAGGCUUGAAAAUGAUCUUGGCACUAAAGUUCGCAAUUAUGUUUCCUUUUAUGGUCUUAGAAAUUAUGGUAGACUUUCUGAAGGUGGUCUAUUAGCCACCAGCCAGAUUUAUGUGCACAGCAAACUAAUGAUAGUGGAUGAUCGUGCUGUCUUGAUUGGAUCCGCUAAUAUAAAUGAUAGAAGUUUACGGGGAUCUAGAGACUCUGAGAUAGCCAUCCUUGUAGAAGACAAUGAAUAUGUUGAUUCAUAUAUGAAUCAGGAACCUUGGAGAGCAGGUAGAUUUGCUUUUAAUCUUCGAUUGUCACUCUGGUCAGAACAUCUUGGUCUUCAAGGCCCAGAGAUAAACAAAAUUAAGGACCCUAUAUCUGAGGCAACAUACACACAUCUGUGGAGAGAAAUUGCAGAGACAAAUACAGCAGUUUAUCAAGACGUGUUUGAGUGCAUUCCAAAUGAUCUGAUUCGUUCUAGGUUUGCUAUUAGACAAGCCACAGCACAGCGGAAAGAAAAAGUAGGGCACACAACCAUUGACUUGGGUAUUGCUCCUGAUAAACUUGAUGAUUAUGAAAAUGGGUGUUAUAAAGGAACUGAUGCCUUGCAAAGAUUGUCGGAAACAUGCAAGGGUCAUCUAGUUUCCUUUCCAUUGGAAUUCAUGUGUGACGAAGACCUGCGACCAGUAUUCAAUGAAAGUGAAUAUUAUGCAUCUCCUGCAGUCUUUUACUAGUUGUAUAGAAUAGGGAUGAUGAUGGCCUUUCUAAAAUUAUUUUAGUUCAAUAACCUUAUCUAAGGGUGUUAAAUUAUGUCUUCUAUGAAUAAAUGACUGAUUAGUAACA